AGAAGAAGGAGCCCAGUUUUUAGCCGUCGCCAAUUACCACGGAGGCUCAACAGCGAACGUCAUGUGCUUUGCCUUCUUCCGUUGCUAUUGCGCUUUCAAUCCAACAACCGAUUAUCACACCGAAAUCCCAUCGAAUUAAUACUCAACUAGAUACAGAAACUUCUUCGAUGCCGACCAGAUGACAGAUUCGAGCUUCGUACAAGCCCAGCGCCGCGUCGCCAUGCGCAGGCAGGCACGCGAGACGCAAGCCGCCGCUCGUCUUGCUGCACAGCGUGAAGCUUCACGAACGAGUAUACAGAUGCAGCGACUGCCAUUCCCUUUCAAUGGCAUGUUGCCUGUAUGGGAGGCCAUCUCGUCACGAGAGGGCACCCGUCCCGCGUUCCGCGUUUCGCAAGUGGACGCCGAGCUGCUUGACGAGGAACUGCUAGAUCUACUCAAGGGUCAGGUCGGCGAAGGGCUCAAGUACUUUUCGGGCGGCCAUUUGCAGGACGACUGGUCGUCAGAGAUCCAGCUUGCACUGCGAGCCGUCCUAUUCAAGCUUACAGUCUGGGACAAUGACGCCACCUAUGGCGCCGCUCUGCAAAACCUCAAAUUUACCGAUUCGCGCAAGAGCGGACCUGGCUUAUCGCCACCAACAAGGAUACAGAAAUCAUUAUACGGACUGGUCAGUGUGUUUGGAAAAUACGCCUGGGACAAGUGGGAGGAUUAUCUGGUUGAGCAGGAUGACGGCUACGACGAACCGAGCCCGAGAAUGCGUCUUCUCUCACAAUGGACGUCACGAAUAUCGACAAUGCACUCCGCCGCAGCGUGUGUGUCAUUUUUAGUCUUUUUACUACACGGAAAAUACCGAACCCUACUAGACAGAGUCUUGAGGAUGCGUCUGGCGCCGCCAACGAGCCAGGUCGCUAGGGAGGUGUCCUUCGAGUAUCUCAACAGACAGCUGGUGUGGCACGCAUUCACCGAGUUCCUACUCUUCGUUCUACCGCUGAUUGGCAUUAACCGAUGGCGACGCUGGAUAAGCAAGACAUGGCGAAAAACAAAAGAAAUCAUUAAGACGUCACCGGACGAGCCUGGGCAAGGCGGCGAGUAUGGCUUUUUGCCAGAGCGAACAUGUGCAAUCUGCUAUCAAGAUCAAAACGACUCAGCAACUACCGAGAACGAGAUCAUGGCUGCGGCAGCCUCGAGCGGGGUUAUAGGCUCCGCGCAAACCGAUAUUACAAACCCUUACGAAGCGAUCCCCUGCGGCUGUCUCUACUGCUUUGUGUGCAUUGCGACAAGGCUGGAGCGCGAAGAGGGCGAGGGAAUGACGUGUCUACGCUGCGGCGAACAUGUUAAAGAAUGCAAACCGUGGAAUGGCGAUGUUCUAGAGCCGACCGAGCGUAGGGCUUCAGGCAAGACCGUCGCCUUUACAGAAGAUGUCACGGGUGGUGAUGAGGAGUCUGUUAUUAUAGAAGAAGAGAGAGUAUCGUCGGAGUGAAUUUCGUCCUUGGAAUGUGCGAAAAGAGGUGACGAGAGAUGAAUGAGCGACGAAUGAAAAACAAAAAGCAACGUAGCGGAGAGGAGCGAGCAUAGUGCUUGAUUUGUUUUGUCCACGUGUAGCAGCUGCAAGCAUGUCUCGUGAUGCUUUUGCCAUUCUAUGAGAUGGACGCUGUCUGCUACUUUGACUGUAUUAUAUGCUAUCUACAUAGUGCUUUCUUUUUCUUCGUUUUAUCUCGGCACAUAUAUUUUCAAAAGAGAAAGCCGACUUGUUCAUUUUCAUCUUUUUUUCUACUGUGGUCAAUUCAGUUAUUAGGCACCCCCGCACACAUU
Messenger RNA from [Torrubiella] hemipterigena, 1809 nucleotides. Lineage: Eukaryota; Fungi; Ascomycota; Sordariomycetes; Hypocreales; Clavicipitaceae. The record is from the annotation of a GenBank genome assembly.